This is a messenger RNA of Colletotrichum higginsianum IMI 349063, 2259 nucleotides long. RefSeq lists its product as uncharacterized. The transcript is spliced from 5 exons. NCBI's taxonomy places the organism in Eukaryota, Fungi, Ascomycota, Sordariomycetes, Glomerellales, Glomerellaceae. Bases 1 to 2259 code for a protein of 752 amino acids. The record is from RefSeq and is a predicted model, not a curated record.
AUGCUCGCGGUGGAUUGUCUCUGGCCGCUGGUGGUAGAGGGGUACAGCCACGACGAGAAGAUCUCGAGUUGUUUCUCGGUGGCAGCGACUAUCAUCCACGAGCUUGCUGCCGACGUCGUCGUCAUCGUCGUCUUGGAUGUCCAUCGGCCAUGGUUGGAAGAAGCCGCGCCGAGGAGGGGUCACGCCGUGAACUACGCACACAUACAUUGGCUCUACAGGCCGGGCCCGGCGGCCGACCAGGUGGCAGACUUCCAGAAACACCCCGAGUUGGAGCAGAAGCUCGUCGAUAUUGGCGAGAGUCUCUUUGGGAAGCAGGAUUUGAAGAAGCUGAACCCCAUCGAGCCGUACUUUGAGAACCAACAGAAGAGCGAGCUGGGAUUUGCCACCGAUGGCCAUGUCUUUGGAGGGAGCAACUGGCAGACCCUGAGCCAGUCCAACUUGUCAUUCAAGCAUCUCAAUUUUCUCCCCUCAGGAUCCCUGAUGGUGCGAUGGCCCACCGGCUUCAACUACAGCCACGGCCGCAUGCAGACGUGGGAAGAGCUCAAGAAGAGCCCCGCGGCGAUGGUGCUACGGACGCCCCCGAUCGUCGUCGACACGUAUCGGGUGCCGGUCAAGGUGGCCGAGGUCGCCCGGCUCUUCUCCGAGGGCUUCUGGCGGUCCGAGGUGGUCAAGUUCGGCACGGCGGCGCUCAAGCUCGGCACAGCCGACCCGACCCGCGUCCGGUUCCUCUUGGACGACCCGGUGCCCGUCACCAAGAGGACCGGCGACAUCUCAGACAUCUGCGAGAAGGUCAUGGAGCUCUACCCGGAUGCCGACAAGCUGGCCGAGCUUGGCGGCAUCGUGUGGGAGUUCCUCGACCGCCUGCUGCUCGAGUACUUCCUCUACCCGACGGUCCGCUUCCGCUGGCAAAAGGACUACAACAACCUCUACACCCGCCUGGGCGCCAUCGACCUCGGCGCGAAGCAGUUCAGUCUCGCCAUCAAAGAGGUCCAGAUCCUGGAUCAGUAUCUGCGGUGUAGUGCGCGUGCCCGGAGAGGAGGGGGUAACGUCGCCGCGCAGUUGGACGCCUGGAAAACGACCACGCUGCAGCUGUACCGCGCCCAGAUCCAGAAGUGCAGGGACUCGAGCUCCAAGGUAUCGUUCGAGCUCCCGCUCGGCUCGGACAGGCUGCAGAAUGACGCCACGUUCUGGGACCGCAUCGGCGAGGUGGGCACGUUCGCGCAGCGGCGGUUCGACGGCCUGCUGCGGACGCUGUACGACCUGCUGUCGACCGAGAUCGACCGCAUCCACGAGAUGUACAUCGACAUCUACCGGCUGAGCCCGGAGGAGAGGGGGAGAAUGCGGCGGCGCAAGUGCGUCCAGAACCUCCUGGGCCGCCUCGACAUCCUCGAGAAGGCGUGCCGCCACACCAUCGUCGGCCACGGCGGCAUCUCGGCCCUCCGCCUCUCGUUCGACGUGAGGCCGCACUUUGCGCAGAGCUUCACGGUGCUCAUGCAGCGCAUCAAGGAGCUCGUCCCCUGGGCCCACGACGUCCGCGAGAUCAACCCGGCCAACGCGCACCGCCUGACGCCCUUCAUCCCGAACAUCCGCAAGGCGAGGCGGCCGGCCUCGGCGCGCAUGGUCAAGCUGGCGCAAAAGGAGAUCAACCUGAUGUCGGUGGAGGACCUGAUCGCCAUCGAGCCGUUCCUCUUGUUCGUGAAACACCGUCUCGAGGCGGCGGAUGCCAUCGAGAUGGACCUGACCAAGGACCAGAAGGACCACCUCGAGCUCAUCGUGGAGCGGAUGAAGGCAGCGUACGUCCCCGCGGCCGCCGACGACGACGGCGGCGACGACGACAACUCGUCCGAGGAAGGCGAACCGCUCACGAAGAUCAUCCGGAAGCGGAAGAACCGCGGCGACGACCUGGCGUCUGGGCAGCACGUCGUCAGACGCAGGAGGAUCUACGUGCCGCGGCUGUCCCCCCCGGUGCUGAGGCACCCGAGGCCGUUGUCGAGCUCCACGCGGCCACCGCACGAUCACUGGCGGCGCCGGCGGUCGUUCGGCGGCAUCGGCAGUGCGGCAAGGAGGGGCCCCUCGGUGGCCAGCCCGAGCCUGCAGCCUCCCCUGCCGAACCCUUUCGCCUCCAUGCCCUCCAUCACGUUCCCGCUGGCGAACCAGGGCCUAUCGCCCGCGUUCUCGAGCCAGAUCGUCCUCGGGCCUUUCAUCGGCGUCGCUGCCACCGCGGCCGCCGCCAUCGCUCGGUUCGCCGCUGCAGUUUAG